Molecule: messenger RNA, 1311 nt
Organism: Pollicipes pollicipes
Lineage: Eukaryota; Metazoa; Arthropoda; Thecostraca; Pollicipedomorpha; Pollicipedidae
Gene: Rbm13
Product: RNA-binding motif protein 13
Exons: 9
Coding region: 404-1240 (278 amino acids)
Biological process (GO): maturation of LSU-rRNA; maturation of 5.8S rRNA
Cellular component (GO): nucleolus; preribosome, large subunit precursor
Source: RefSeq, a predicted model, not a curated record
ACAGCAGCGCCUGGGCAUGUUGAAGGUGUUUGUGUUGUGCUUCAGUUGAACACCGGGGUAAUACCCGCGUAAGGCGUUAGUUGGAUUUGUGUGGUAAAUGAAAGCUGAUUUCCGUGGGAACUAACAACGGUUCAUCAGGUAGACUGCCUUGAUCGGACAGAGCGAGCGUCUCGAAGCAGAACGCCUCGUCUGUCGCCGAGGCGACGCUCAGGGAUCGCUCCCGUGUCGACGGUCAGCGGCCGGCCCUCGCGCCGCUCCAUUAUCGGCAGAGCUCUAACGCGGCAAGCUCCCGCGUGUCAGCCGGAGUUUCGGGAAGUCUCAAGUGGCCUUCACGAAGCCAGACGGUGGGCCGGACACACACAGCUGACGGCGCCCACCGCGCACGUGCCGGCCAGCUCCAGCCAUGCAGUCGGACGACGUGAUCUGGUCCAUCAUUAACAAGUCGUUCUGCUCGUUCAAAGUGAGCACGCCGACGCAGAAGUUCUGCCGGAAUGAAUACAACCUGACGGGACUGUGCAACCGGUCGUCGUGUCCGCUGGCCAACAGCCAGUACGCCACCAUACGUGAGGAAGGCGGCGUCUGCUUCCUCUUCAUGAAGACCAUCGAGAGGGCGGCGUUCCCCAACCGGCUGUGGGAGCGCGUGAAGCUGUCGAAAAACUUCGAGAAGGCGCUCCAGCAGAUCAACGAGAACCUCAUUUACUGGCCCGGCUUCAUACAAACCAAAUGCAAACAGCGGCUGGUGAAAAUCCACCAGUACCUGGCGCGCAUGCGCCGGCUCCGGCUACAGCGGCAGAAGAAGCUGGUGCCUCUGCCGCGCAAGGUGGAGCGAAGAGAGGUGCGCCGCGAGGACAAGGCUCUGGUGGCGGCCAACAUCGACAAGGCCAUCGAGAAGGAGCUGCUGGAGAGGCUGAAGAAGGGCACGUACGGCGAUGUGUACAACUUCCCGCAAGCGACGUUCGACAAGGUGCUGUCGAAGGAGGGUGUUGAGAGCGACGAGGAGGAAGAUGCCGAGGAUGAGGAGGAGGAAGAGCCGGAGCUGGAAGAGGAGUUGGAGCGCGAGUUUGUCGCCGACUUCGAUGAGAGUGACGCCGAGGACAUUGAGGACUUGGGCGCUGAGUCGUCGGACAGCGAGGCGGAGCCGGCGGCGGCAGCGGCGCGGCCGGCCGCGCGGAAGAAGCGGCCUCACGUUGAGAUCGAGUACGAGUACGACGAGCCGUCCACCAGCAGAGUCAGGACGUGACGCCAGAACUGGCCGUCCCGGUCGGCUGCGGCGAACAGUGGCGUGUUUUGAAUACAGCGAGAGCUCCGUAA